Pieris rapae (cabbage white) is the source of this 656-nucleotide messenger RNA. RefSeq lists its product as uncharacterized. Bases 161 to 622 code for a protein of 153 amino acids. NCBI's taxonomy places the organism in Eukaryota, Metazoa, Arthropoda, Insecta, Lepidoptera, Pieridae. The transcript has 4 exons. The record is from RefSeq and is a predicted model, not a curated record.
AUUACAUGUGCAAUGUCAUAUUUUGAACUUAAUCUUGGGCAACCUUGAAGCCUUCUACGAGUAAGGCCAGCCGCUUCGAUUCAAUUUUACUACAAAAUUAAAUCAGUUUACUUCAUAAAGUGAUACAUAUAAUACUGGAACUGUAUUAUUGAAUGCAAAAAUGGAUAGACGGACUUUUGGUGUGUUUUUCGCUUUAACAUUAUUAGCGCAUGGAUUCUGCCUCCCAUCACAUAUUAGAAUGAGAAGGCAAGAAAGUACUUCGGCAGAUACAACGAUAAGUCCAACUGUGAAUGAUGAAGAUGGAACAGACAAGGAUGCCAUCAUUCCUUUAAAAGACUCAGGUCCCAUAUCUGUCCCAAUCGACCCGAGCGAUGAUGAUGAAGAUGACCUGACCCCCGCACCAGCGUCUUCUGGAGGCGGAAGCAAUAUAUUCAGCAUCUUUAACCUACUGGGUGCUAUUCUUCCAAGUUCAAGCAUUGCAAGCCACUCUGAAGGUGAGGAAUCUAGCGCGCCAUCUAUAUUUUGGACCCUUAAACUGGACAUUUUACGCGCCCUCGUUCAAUUUACAACUAGUUUCCUGGGAUUGGCGUCGUCUACCGCUUUUCAUUUUAGUUCACAAUGAGUACCAUUUUCAUAAUAAAAGUUAUGGAUAGCAA